This is a messenger RNA of Dentiscutata heterogama, 301 nucleotides long. The record is from the annotation of a GenBank genome assembly. NCBI's taxonomy places the organism in Eukaryota, Fungi, Glomeromycota, Glomeromycetes, Diversisporales, Gigasporaceae.
AAGUAAUGAAUAUUAUACUGCGAAUGCGAUACCCAAAUAUCCUGCAAAAACCGUAGGAAAUGAUGAAAAUUAUCCAAGUAAAGACAAAGGAAUCACUGUACGUUUUGAACAAACAAUUUCAAACAGUAGCAUUCCAUUUGUUCCUGAUUCAAAAGCAUUAGAAAGGGAACAGGAUUUCGUAGGAUCUGCUAGUGAUCAAUCUCUUAGUGCUAUUGCAUCUCAGGGGGAAAGCAGUGAUUCAAUAGAACUUGUAGUAAAUCCUAAACAUCAUCAGACAUAUCAAUAUCAACCAUCAUUCUGA